Aspergillus neoniger CBS 115656 is the source of this 2049-nucleotide messenger RNA. RefSeq lists its product as uncharacterized. The transcript has a single exon. The annotation marks the transcript as partial. The record is from RefSeq and is a predicted model, not a curated record. Lineage: Eukaryota; Fungi; Ascomycota; Eurotiomycetes; Eurotiales; Aspergillaceae.
UUGGACCCUGCGGCGUGCUUCAAUGCCUUGGUGCAAUGCCAUGUGCGCUACAGCACUACCAAUGCUACACCAGUAGAGGUGCCCCUGGAAACGGAGAUUUACAGUACAGAAACAAAGACCAUUGACGAUCUUCGUGGGAUUUCUAUCGCGAAAAGGUUUUCUAUCGAGGCUGUUAGGGCUCUGUCCUCAGAUGAAUUCGACAAACUACUCAUAUUUUUACAAAACCCUCAAGCUAGCAUGACAUACAGCCAAGAACAGAUGCAAGCCAAGCUUAUGCAGAGGCUCGAGGAAUUCUACUCAAUGGACCAGCAACUAUCCCACCAAAGUUGUGAUGGACUUUCUAUUCCAGGGGGGCCUGUAAGUGCUGAUUUAGGAAUCGCUUUGCAUUUGGCAACCGGCCGUGAUCUAUCGAGGAAAUUCUGGGACAAGAGAAGCGCGUCUAUCAGUUUACUUCAGGAGAAAGGCAUAAGUGAACAAUUUGCUUUUGGGUAUGACUGGCACUGGAGGUCAGAAAAAACAUACCUUGACAGAAGCGAUUGUCCUCUGAAGAAAUGGCCUAAGCAACUCAGGGCACUUCACGACCAGAUGUCAACUGAUAUCCUUGAGAUGUUAUCUCUUCCAUUCUUGAUAACAGGUUCGGCAUGCACGAGGUCAAAUCUGAAAAAGAGCCUCGGUCACGCAAGUAAAUGCCUGGAAGACCCAAUUUCAACUACAGCCACACUAGAUUUUGACCUCGAUUUUCGCAAUGAUUGUUUAUGCCGUAUGAUCGUUCAUAUCUGUCACCCUUCGGCAGGAUUCACUGCCAACUCGGAAAUGAGAGCAACCAUGGCUUCCCAGAUUGAUGCAGGGCUAAAUUUUUUCCUUUGGCUGACAGGAAGGAGCUAUAAUGCGACUUCCUUCCGUCGAACGUAUUCUCAGGCCGGCCCUUGCAGAAAAAGGUCUGCGCCUCUUGCGGAGAUGUACUCCUAUAUCAGAAAGGAGCGAGAAGAACGACGAUUUUUGAAAUUGACAGAGUAUAGCCCCUCAUUUCUUAGCUGGGCUGGAAGGUAUCUCUUUCAGGACCCGGCUACUAUUACUUCAGAUGGGAAUUCUGUCGCCGUUGCAGCACUUUCGAAAAUUCGUAUGCGAAUGAGUAUAUCUCGCCGAAAACAUGUUUUGCGAGUAGAGUCAGAAAAGAUUUCAGAACGGGAACAGGAGAACGGCAACUGUAAAGAAGAUAUUCGCUCCAUAUAUGGGCAGUAUCUGUUUCAUGGCAAGGCUGUUGUCGUUCUUCGGAGUGGCUAUGUCAAACUUACUGCACCUGAACAUGGGUUUUCACUGCUCUUCCGCAUGUCAGCUACCGAGGCGAAGAGAAUCUUGGCUCUACAGAAGGAAAUCAGGAUUUAUUUCCUUCCCUGCGAAGUUACCCUGUGUGUUGAUGAUAUCACUGUAUAUCGAAAACCCAUAGAACGAUUGCUGUCUUCCGUGCGCGGUGAAGAAUGGCUUCUCCAAAUUGUCGGUGAAUUAACAGCCGUUCGAGAAGGAUUGACUGAAGAAAGAAGAUUCAGGUAUGGCACUCCAGAGAUCAAUCUUGCUGUUAUUCCUCACGACAGUCGCCUUGGUAACAGGUGGAAGAAUGGUGAACUACAGAGAAAGCUAUCCCUAGGUAGUCUCUUUUCGUGCACGAAAAUAAGUAACGCGGCAAAGGUAGGAAGGGUCUACUUUAGAGGAGUACAACUGUAUAUACCUCGAGAGGCCGACUUUGAGACUGUCUUUGUCAAAUGCGAUCUAGUUGCUCAAGGAUUCCGACAUCCCAACGCAUGCUUAUCCAAAUCUGAGCCAGAUGACCCGGCAAAUCGUAUUGGCAUCAAGGUACGUUACCAGAUCAAGGAGUCAAGUGAGCAAGAAGAGUUUUGGGUGGCCAUGAGUGGGGGUUGUAACAUCAGGAUAUUGAACUCGUUGGUCGAUUUCCUCGAUGGCAAGAGUGAGGAUUGGACUGAGGGACAACCUCGUAGGUUUCUUCCUAGGAAUAUCUCCAAGGGAAGAGGGAAGAUAUCCUACACAAGUUAG